Molecule: messenger RNA, 2238 nt
Organism: Gymnodraco acuticeps
Lineage: Eukaryota; Metazoa; Chordata; Actinopteri; Perciformes; Bathydraconidae
Product: mu-type opioid receptor-like
Exons: 1
Coding region: 585-1484 (299 amino acids)
Biological process (GO): G protein-coupled receptor signaling pathway
Cellular component (GO): membrane
Molecular function (GO): G protein-coupled receptor activity
Source: RefSeq, a predicted model, not a curated record
UCGGGCACCUAGUUAGGAUGCCACCUGGGCGCCUCCCUAGGGAGGUGUUCCAGGCACGUCCAGCUGGGAAGAGACCAAGGGGUAGACCUAGGACCAGGUGGAGGGAUUAUAUCUCUUCGCUGGCCUGGGAGCGCCUUGGGAUCCCCCAGUCAGAGCUGGUUGAUGUCUCCAGGGAAAAGAAAGUUUGGGGCUCUCUGCUGGAACUGCUACCCCCGCGACCCGACCACGGAUAAGCGGAAGAAGAUGGAUGGAUGGAUGGACAUGACAUAUAACAUGCAGCAGUGGGGGCACCAAGAUGUCUGUUCAUAAAUAUUUGGAUGGUUGAAUCGAAUAAUUACAAAGUACCAUGUGUGUAUAUUUUUACAUAAUUAUGGAGUGAGCAUCCUCUGUAUCAAUACUGUUACAUAUACAAUGCAUUGUGUAAAAAAUAUCCCUUAAACCUACUCAAAUGUUUAAAUAAAACACAUUAAAGGUUCAGCCCUAAACAAUAGUAUGAAAAGGGAGAUUAGGUAAUGUCCCGUGGGGAAAUUGUUCGGCCGACGCCUUAAUAAUCAGCUUUAAAAGGAUGUUUAAAAUGAAAGAGCAUGUUUGGAACAAUGCUCCCCUCCAACACCACAGACGCUGAAGGAGUAGGUAUACCUCUCUCAGUGAACUUUGACAGCCCUGUGGAUUAUGCCAUUUUUAUUUUUCAAUUUAUCUUUGCAACAACUGCUGUUCUGGUACCAGGACAUUUAGUCAUCACCAUAUUGUCCACCAAAGCUCUCCACCUCCAGAACAGGUUCAUUUUCAUGCUGAACACCAGUAUUUGUGACACGCUGGUGGGGUGUUCAGUGUAUUAUCUCGGUCUGUUUGAUGUGCAGGAAGGAUUUCCUUCGAGAAAUGGCAGUUAUAAUAUGUUACCUUCUCUUCUUGGGGUAAACUUAAUGACGUUUUUAUUUGCACAGUUUGACCGCUAUUUUGCUGUUUGCCACCCAUAUUUGUACACGCGCUUCAUAACCCGACGGGUGGUAAUCUCUGUAAAUGCCUGCUGUUGGAUUCAUGUUUAUUUUCAGACCAUCAUUUUACUGUUCUUGCCACUUUCCAGAGCGAUACAGAUGUAUGUUUUCGGAAUUGUCAGCUUACAAAUCAUAGUGCUCACCAAAGUGAUCAUGACUAUCAAACUGUAUGUUGUUGCCAGGUACCAGCUGGCAAGAGACCCCCCCAGCGCAGAGAGAGAAAACAACAAGGAAUCAUUAAGAAUCAUCAUCUUUGUUGUCAUUAUCUUUUUACUGUUGUGGGGUCCCUCUUUUGUUAAUAUAGUCCUCAGACUGCUGUUAGGAGGGGGGCUGAUAUUUAGGAACGAGGCCACCAAUGUCUUUGCAAUUAUGGCUCGUCUGAACGCUGUGUGCACUCCAGCCGUGUACCUGUGGGGCAGCCCGGCUCUCAGGCAGGCCACGGUGAAGCAUGUGUGGGGCAGAGUGUGUCCGAGAUGCAGGAAACGGUAAAAGGAAACACGCGGCCUAUAACUGCAAUAGGCCUACAUAUUCUAUUCCAUUCCCUCCACAGCAGACCUGCAAAGAGCAGAGUUGAGCUCCUCCUGUGAUUCACUGACUGCACACAUGUGUUAACCGAGGAUUCCGUCAGCAAGGAUUCGGAGAUAAGGGACUGUAUAACUGACUUGAGGGGACGGGAACAAUUUGAAUUUUAUUUUAACAAUAAUUGUAUUCGCCAUGAGUAUGUUGUGAUAGGUUGUUCUGAUUUUGAAAUGCACUUUGCUCGUCUGAUAGAAUUUGCAUGCUUUAUUUAGGCCGCUCUUCUGUUUACUUUUACAGUUGAAUAAGUCAUUACAUUUUUUCUGAAUAAUUGAUAAGUUCUGCUCAGGGCUAUAUGACUUUUUGUUUAAAUUCUUAACAAAAAUGCUAUUUCGCCGUACAUUAUCUGUUUUGGCUGUUAAUGGGCAGGUCAUGGUCUUUAGAGUUUUGUUAAUAGGCUACUAGGCCUAUAUGGUUUAAAACCAAUGGAAUGUGAUAUUAAGUUUCGGUUUGGUUAAUUAUUAUUAUUAUAUAUUUCAAUGAACUAGUUAUUUGAAAUAAAUGUUUUAUAUGUCCCGAUAGAAAUGGUGUUUUCCAACAAACGUGGAUUUAAAGAAGAAAUAAACAUUUGUGCAGAGAAGAUGUUGGGCAGCUUGCAGCAAGAACAUCAUUACUUUUCUGCCAGAUUUCACUUUUUCAUAUGUCAAACAGCUACCACAAAAAAAGC